UCAACCAAUCAUAUUUGAGCAUCCGCUGACGCAGUCGAGCAGUAUUGUAUGAGUUCAGUGAUUCCACUAAAUUGUGUAGUCACCCUACACUGGAAACCGGCCGUUCACCAGUGAAGUGUCGUUUGAAGUUUUAUUUUGUGACAAUUCUACUUCAACGUCUUCACAAUGUCUAUUAUGUCAUACAAUGGCGGGGCUGUCAUGGCCAUGCGGGGCAAGAACUGUGUGGCCAUCGCAUCGGAUCGGAGGUUUGGCAUACAGGCUCAGACGGUCACAACGGAUUUCCAGAAGAUCUUCCCCAUGGGUGAGAGGCUCUACAUUGGUCUAGCCGGGCUUGCCACAGAUGUUCAGACGGUAUCCCAGAGGCUGAAAUUCCGAUUGAAUCUGUACGAGCUGAAGGAGGGUCGCCAGAUCAAACCCAAGACCUUCAUGAGCAUGGUGUCCAACCUGUUGUAUGAAAGAAGGUUCGGGCCAUACUACAUCGAGCCCGUCAUCGCCGGACUGGAUCCGAAAACCUUUGAGCCGUUCAUCUGCUCCCUGGAUCUGAUCGGCUGUCCCAUGGUGACGGAGGACUUUGUGGUGAGCGGGACCUGCUCGGAGCAGAUGUACGGCAUGUGUGAGUCUCUGUGGGAGCCCGACAUGGAGCCGGAAGAUCUGUUUGAGACCAUCUCCCAGGCCAUGCUGAAUGCAGUCGACCGUGAUGCAGUGUCUGGAAUGGGUGUUGUAGUACACGUCAUUGAGAAAGAUAAGAUCACCUCAAGAACACUGAAGGCCAGGAUGGAUUAAAACCGCACCAUCAACUCUGCUUUUGUAUGAAAACGCUUGUACUGAUUUUUCUUGCCAUUGUACAAUAAACACUCUGAGGUAAA
This is a messenger RNA of Doryrhamphus excisus (bluestripe pipefish), 866 nucleotides long. RefSeq names its product proteasome 20S subunit beta 3 (gene psmb3). NCBI's taxonomy places the organism in Eukaryota, Metazoa, Chordata, Actinopteri, Syngnathiformes, Syngnathidae. Gene Ontology annotation, biological process: proteasome-mediated ubiquitin-dependent protein catabolic process. Gene Ontology annotation, cellular component: proteasome core complex; proteasome core complex, beta-subunit complex; cytoplasm. The record is from RefSeq and is a predicted model, not a curated record.